Gastrolobium bilobum is the source of this 1750-nucleotide messenger RNA. RefSeq lists its product as uncharacterized. Lineage: Eukaryota; Viridiplantae; Streptophyta; Magnoliopsida; Fabales; Fabaceae. The record is from RefSeq and is a predicted model, not a curated record. Bases 409 to 1476 code for a protein of 355 amino acids. Gene Ontology annotation, molecular function: nucleic acid binding. The transcript is spliced from 4 exons.
ACAGAAGAGAUAAUGCGGUGACCCUUUUGUAUCCCAUGUUUGUGUGUGUGUUCACAUUGAACAAGCAAAAGGAAAGAAGAGAAUUUGGGGAAAUAUAUUAUAUUGUUGCCGAUAGUGUUGUUCUUCCCAGGAAGACAAAGAGAUAAGAGAGAGAGGUUGUCGGGUUUGGGUUGGGUUGGGUUGGGUUGUGUGUUGUAAUAUAUCUUUGUUCUUUUUCUAUGCUUUUAAGGCACAAAUCCAUCCCCUUCUCCUUCUCCUUCUCCUUCCCCUCUUCUUCUUCAUCUUCCUCCUGACCCUUAUUAUUCCUUUCCCUCAUCCACAGAGGGAAGGAAGGAGGAAGAACAAACCAUUCUAUUUAUCUAUUAUUUUUUAUUAUUAGUAUUUUUCAUUAUUAUUUUCCUUGGAACCAUGGAUUCGAUGUGUCUCUCCAACGAUGCAGCUUCUGGGUUAAAAGAUAAGGAGUCAAUGGUUGACCCCUUUUUGGUCGAGGCUCUCCAGAACCCUCGCCAUCGCCUUACCAUUUUGCGGAUGGAGCUGGAUAUCCAGAGGUUUAUGAAUAAUGCUGAUCAGCAGCAUUUUGAGUUCCAACAUUUCCCUUCUUCCUAUCUCCGACUGGCUGCCCAUCGUGUUGCUCAACACUAUGGUAUGCAAACAAUGGUUCAAGAUAAUGGCUUAGAUGGCCAGGGAAGUAAAAUUCUGGUGAGAAAGUUACCAGAAAGCAAGUAUCCUGUGGUUCGAUUAUCUGAGAUACCUGUGAAACAGUUGGAAGAUGAUAAAUCUGAGCAGAAAAAAAUUGUCAUUAGACCUAGGCCUAAUAAAUCUAGUUUGAAUGAAGCCAAUGAAGCUGGGAUAAAAGGAAAUCGUCUGAGAAGUGUGGAAGAGAGGAAGGAGGAAUAUGAUAGGGCACGAGCACGUAUCUUCAGUAGCUCUAGGGGCUCUGAUUCAGGUGAUACCCUAUCCCUGGUACCAAUGGAUGGGAAAAUUUCUUGUAUGAACAAGGAUGAGAACGAAACUAGCAGGAACCCCGUUGGUGAUUCAGAAAGAUACAUUAGUGUCAGGGAUAUUAGCUCUACUCGAGUUGCCAUUUUCAGAGAUAGGGAAAAGGAUCGCAGUGAUCCAGAUUAUGAUCGUAGCUAUGGAAGGUAUGCUAGGAGUGUUCCAACCCCUGUCGUUAACUUGGUGCCUUUUAAUUUGCAAAAGGCUCAACCUUCAUUUGCUCAAUAUGACACUACUUUUAGUCAGUUAGGUCACAUGUCACAAACUCAGGCAUCCCUUGGCUAUGGACCUCCUGCAAGCCCGAUAAUGAGUCCUUUUAGCCCUGCGGGAUUGAAUCAGACACCUAGGGAUGGUGCUUACCUACAGUGGCCCAGUGCUACAAUGAUGUAUGCACACUCAUAUGACCAAUUUAGACAUGCUGUUUUCCAGGCUCCAUUUGGUCAACAGCCAUUGAGCUUUGACUAUUCACAGAACUACUAGAUGACAAUUAGGAGGGAGUUCUCGAUUUGGAUACAGAAACAGAAAGUUAUGUUAGCUUUAUAGGAUUUUAUAAAUUAGUUUCGUUUUUCCGUAUUCUGUCAUAGACCCUUGUUCCUGUUGUGGUAGUAUGUGUAUGGUUUUCAGUUUUGAUGGUUAUAGUAAAUUAUUGGGUACUAGUAGUGCGACAGUUUAUAAAAUAGUGAAUCGUAGUUGAUUACCGGAUUUAACAUAUAUGAUAAGGUUUAUGUGAUGGUUUAAGAUAUGCUUUGUCUAA